Molecule: messenger RNA, 3960 nt
Organism: Pogona vitticeps (central bearded dragon)
Lineage: Eukaryota; Metazoa; Chordata; Lepidosauria; Squamata; Agamidae
Source: RefSeq, a predicted model, not a curated record
UAUUAAGAGACCGAAUGUACAGCUUAAAUUGAGCAACAAGUAGCUAAAAUCUUGUUCUGCCAAUCAUUACAAGCCAUUUACAAGGAACAGAGGAACGAUGAUGAAAUAAAAUGACAUGUUGCAAGUGGGGAGAGAGGGUGGGUUCCCCCCCCCCAGUGGGAGUGUCUAAACAGCAGGGGUUGUCUGAGAGCAAACAAUCCAGGAGGUGAGCCCCAAGAAGGUGACGUUGCAAAUAGGUACCAGGCGUAGUUGCAAGCAGAAGAACAACACCCUUUCCAAAGAUGCAGAAUCUGCUCCUGUACCACAAGUUGCAUCUCGCCAUCCUUGCAAAGAUACCCGGAGGAUCCUGACGUGGAGGAUCCUGCUGAGCUACCGUUCUGUCCGCUGCAGCCUUGAGGGCGUCAAACAAGGCUUGGGCCACGAGUACUUCUCCCCCCCUCCCCAAAAAAUAAACAAGAACCAGGACUGAGAACAGAGAACGAAUCCCUUCGGAGCUUCCCUAACGAACACGUCAGAACAAGCAUUUAAGGGAGCGACAGGCUUCGGGGAACAGUGAAGCCGGAGCGCGGGAAGCUUCGCCCAGCGCAUAGCCCCCGCGCCUCUCUCCCUGCCCGUGGAAGCGAGCCUUUGACUCUGCCUAACUGGACUUCCUCCAAGGUGAAGCGUGCCGAGGGGCGCCCCCUCGGGCAUGGCGCACAGCCGCCUUCCUUCGUGCGCGCGUCCGCUCUCUGAGGAACGUGUUGCUCGCUUGCUAUGAACUGUCCAGCAGAAAACUCCGCGUUCCCCCGUCUUCUGUUGCUCCUGCCGAAGCAACAGGGGCGGUGACAGCCGAAGCAGCAGCAGCAGCAACAGUCGGGGAACCAAGCGGGAAGACCCCUCCUUCGUUCCAGAAGACUCCGCUCCCCUCCUCGCCCUCCUUCUUCUCGCUCUUGCGGCGGGAGGGCGACGGCGUGGGCGGCGACGGCGCUGAGCGAGUGACUGAGGGGGCCGGGAGGCGGCGUCCGGGCUGGGGGCGGAUUUUUUGAGCCAGGCGGGCUCCUCAGAGCAGCGGGCGGCGGCGGCGGCGGCGGCGGCUGCAGUGGCGGGUGGAGCCGGGCGGGUCACUCUGGCUCUCCGCCUGGACGCUCGCUUGGCCGGCUGGGGAGGAGACCGCUUCCCCUCCGCUCCCCAAGCACCUUUAUGGACGAGCACCUGAGUCUUCUAUGCUCGCCGGCCGCCCCGUCUUCAGGCAGGCACCCGAGGGGCGGCGGAGGUAGCAGCAGCAGGGCCGGCGUCAGGGCCGGCGUCGUGGGGAGCAGCCACCACAACUUGGGCUACAGUGAGCAGCCGUUCCCCGAGGGCGUGUUCUCAGGCCCCGAGGAAGGGCUGGAAGAGGAAGGAGAGGAGGAGGAGGAGGAGGCAAACGACGGGGUGCUGGAGGGUGGCAUGACUGUGGUGGGUGGAGAGGACCCCCUGAUCGACGAGACCCAGCACCCCCAUGCUCUGCUGGGAGGAGAGCGCUAUGAUCAUCCCAUUGCCCACACCUUGCCUGCCCCCAGCCAUCACACAGCGGGCAGUGGUGGCAACGGAGAGCACGAAUGUUGUGAGCGGGUGGUGAUCAACAUUUCAGGCCUGCGUUUUGAGACCCAGCUCAAGACGUUGGCCCAGUUUCCUGAGACGCUACUGGGUGACCCCCGCAAAAGGAUGCGCUACUUCGACCCACUACGCAAUGAAUAUUUCUUUGACCGCAACCGGCCCAGCUUUGAUGCCAUCCUCUACUACUACCAGUCUGGAGGCCGCAUCCGGCGUCCUGUCAAUGUGCCCAUUGACAUCUUUUCAGAAGAGAUUCGUUUUUAUCAGUUGGGUGAAGAGGCCAUGGAAAAAUUUCGAGAAGAUGAAGGUUUUAUCCGUGAGGAACAGAGACCUCUGCCUGAAAAGGAGUUCCAGCGCCAGGUGUGGCUUCUCUUUGAGUAUCCGGAAAGUUCUGGACCAGCUCGGGGUAUUGCUAUCGUUUCUGUCUUAGUUAUUCUCAUCUCCAUUGUCAUUUUUUGCCUGGAAACCUUGCCAGAGUUCAGAGAUGACCGUGACUAUGAAAGUACAGGAGGGACUUUUGGAACAGGUGUUGGACCUUUCAUGACAGACAUUUUCACCAAUACUUCUUCUCCAGCAACGUCCAUGGUAUCCUCUUUCACUGAUCCUUUUUUUGUGGUGGAAACUCUGUGCAUCAUCUGGUUCUCCUUUGAGCUGCUUGUCCGCUUCUUUGCUUGCCCCAGCAAGCCCACCUUCUCUAAGAACAUUAUGAACAUCAUUGACAUAGUGGCCAUUAUACCUUAUUUCAUCACCUUGGGUACUGAGCUGGCCGAGAGGCAGGGGAAUGGUCAGCAAGCAAUGUCUCUUGCCAUCCUCAGAGUCAUCCGGCUAGUUAGAGUCUUCCGUAUAUUUAAGCUCUCUCGGCACUCCAAAGGCUUACAGAUCUUGGGACAAACCCUCAAGGCCAGCAUGAGAGAGCUGGGCUUACUCAUUUUCUUCCUCUUCAUUGGAGUUAUCCUAUUUUCUAGCGCGGUCUACUUUGCAGAAGCAGAUGAUCCUAACUCAAGUUUCAGCAGUAUUCCUGAUGCCUUUUGGUGGGCUGUUGUGACCAUGACUACAGUGGGUUAUGGGGACAUGCACCCCAUCACUAUUGGGGGCAAAAUAGUGGGGUCUCUCUGUGCCAUAGCUGGAGUGUUGACCAUUGCCUUGCCUGUUCCUGUGAUAGUCUCCAACUUCAAUUACUUUUACCACCGGGAAACAGAAGGUGAAGAACAAGCCCAAUAUAUGCAUGUUGGAAGCUGCCAGCAUCUCUCCUCCACUGAAGAGCUAAGGAAGGCGCGUAGCAAUUCCACUCUCAGCAAGUCCGAGUACAUGGUGAUAGAAGAGGGAGGCAUUAGCAACAGUGCGUUCAAGCAGGCUGGCUUUAAAACAGGCAACUGCACAGCCACAAACAAUCCCAAUUGUGUGAAUAUUAAAAAGAUCUUUACCGAUGUUUAAAAGACACCUUUCCAGAGCAUAUAUAUAGAAUAUAUAUAUAUUAAAAUAUUACAGGAGGUGUGCAUAAUCAGUAUUGUGAGGAACAUGCACCAUCGUCAGUCUUUGUGCUCUUGUUUCAUACAUGUACUUUUUCUGGUCCUUCCUUCUGAAGACGGGGAUUUUUAGAAGGUAAAAAGAAUCAAACAGAUGUUGGGAAAGAAGACAGUUAAGAGGAUUCAAAGACGUACGUGCGUGCUGCUCCCUCUCCAAACAGGUUUUUUGUUUGUUCUGCACUGUUUGUUUCAGGGCUUUGGGCUUCUGCUGGGAAACGUGUUUUGUCUGGUUUUGCAAAGACCAGCUCUAUUGCUGAUCCCCCUCCCUGCAUAUAUGCACUUGUUGGAUGGAGAAUUAUGAACAGAAUGAUAUUUCACACAGUAGGGAAAGCGUAUAGAACAAUCUGAAUUACACAAAGCAUCUCUGCCAUAACACAGUGCCUACUGCUGAAACAUCUGAUGGAUCCCACGAGGGGGAAAAAUCUUGAUUUUUUAAAAAAUGCCAGGUUAAACACCCUGUGUGGAGUCAGAAUCUUACAAUAGGGCAAAUGUCAUUUUGAUGUAACGAGAAAAUGCCUCUUCUGUGAUUCUGCAUUUCUUUGGUCCACAGAUAUCAACAAAUUGUUUCCUUGAAUCUGAAAUUAUACGUGCAUGUUAUAGUGGAAAAAUACCUGUUCUGCAUUAUAAGGGAUAACAGUUGACAGACUGGAGCAUAUCAUGGUCAUUUGGUGUUCUGCAUAUCAUGAACAGCUAGACUCCUAGGAAUUCACUGAUGGUCUUUUUGCAGUUAACUGUAGUCUCAGUUAGAAACCUUAGAAACAAAGGGGAUAUUUCCAGCCAUUUUGAAUUCAAGUAAGAUAAGCAGUUGCGUCUCUCACAAGAAGAUUAAAGUGCAAACACGCCUUGCAGCGGAAGUUACUAA